UGGGGGCGCCGAGAGGAAGGGACGUGUGGGUACGGUCCGACCUGAGGGUCGUCUCCUUGCGAGUCGUUGGGAGGCUGAGUUCACAGGGAGAUCGGGGUCGCCCAGGUCGUCCCGAGCGGGGCCGGGGGGACGAGUUGAGGCCGGCGCUGCGGGCGGCGGCGGCGGCGGCGGCUGCGCGGAGAUCGAGGCGGCCGGCGCGGCGGAGCGUGGAGCCCCGGGACCGGGCUGGCUCGGGCCGGUGGAUCCUCAGGCCCAGCCAGCACCCGGGCACGGCCCCAGCCUCGACUCUGAGCUUUCCCGGGCAGAUGGCGCGGGGCGGCAGGCAUCGGCGGCGCUGAGCCCCGUUCGGGCCAUGGCCUCGGUGUGCGGGGCACCGAGCCCCGGGGGCGCGCUGGGCAGCCCGGCCCCCGCCUGGUAUCACCGCGAUCUGAGCCGCGCCGCCGCGGAGGAGCUGCUGGCUCGGGCGGGCCGCGAUGGCAGCUUCCUGGUGCGAGACAGCGAGAGCGUGGCGGGGGCCUUCGCGCUCUGCGUCCUGUACCAAAAGCACGUGCACACAUACCGAAUUCUGCCAGAUGGAGAGGACUUCCUGGCUGUGCAGACCUCACAGGGCGUUCCCGUGCGCCGCUUCCAGACCCUGGGUGAGCUUAUAGGCCUGUAUGCCCAGCCCAACCAGGGUCUCGUGUGUGCCCUGCUGCUGCCGGUAGAGGGGGAGAGAGAGCCAGACCCGCCAGAUGACCGGGAUGCCUCAGAUGUGGAGGAUGAGAAGCCCCCACUACCCCCACGCUCUGGCUCUACCAGCAUUUCUGCUCCCGUGGGGCCCAGCAGCCCCCUGACACCCCCUGAGACUCCCACAACGCCAGCAGCUGAGAGCACUCCCAAUGGGCUCAGCACUGUGUCACAUGAGUAUCUGAAGGGCAGCUACGGGCUGGACCUGGAGGCUGUACGAGGUGGAGCUGGCAACUUGCCCCACCUCACCCGGACUCUCGUCACCUCAUGCCGGAGGCUUCACAGCGAGGUGGACAAGGUCCUGUCAGGCCUGGAGAUCCUGUCAAAGGUGUUUGACCAGCAGAGCUCGCCCAUGGUGACCCGGCUUUUGCAGCAGCAGAGCUUACCACAGACUGGAGAGCAAGAGCUGGAGAGCCUCGUGCUGAAGCUGUCUGUGCUGAAGGACUUCCUGUCAGGGAUCCAGAAGAAGGCCCUGAAGGCACUGCAGGACAUGAGCUCCACAGCACCUCCGGCCCCACUGCAGCCCUCCACUCGAAAGGCCAAGACCAUCCCAGUACAGGCUUUUGAGGUGAAGCUGGAUGUGACACUGGGUGACCUGACCAAGAUUGGGAAGUCCCAGAAGUUCACGCUGAGUGUGGAUGUGGAAGGUGGGAGGCUGGUGCUGCUGAGGAGACAGCGGGACUCCCAGGAGGACUGGACCACCUUCACGCACGACCGAAUCCGCCAGCUCAUUAAAUCCCAGCGUGUGCAGAACAAGCUGGGCGUCGUGUUUGAAAAGGAGAAAGAUCGGACCCAGCGCAAGGACUUCAUCUUUGUCAGUGCCCGGAAGCGAGAAGCCUUCUGCCAACUCCUCCAGCUCAUGAAGAACAAGCACUCCAAGCAGGAUGAGCCGGACAUGAUCUCUGUCUUCAUAGGCACCUGGAACAUGGGAAGUGUACCACCACCAAAAAACGUCACAUCUUGGUUCACAUCGAAGGGACUGGGGAAGGCCCUGGAUGAGGCCACAGUGACGAUACCCCACGAUAUCUAUGUCUGCGGGACUCAGGAGAACUCAGUGGGAGACAGAGAGUGGUUGGACCUGCUGCGCGGGGGCCUCAAGGACCUGACAGACCUGGACUACCGCCCGAUUGCCAUGCAGUCACUGUGGAACAUCAAGGUGGCCGUGCUGGUCAAGCCGGAACACGAGAACCGCAUCAGCCACGUCAGUACAUCCAGUGUGAAGACUGGCAUCGCCAACACCCUGGGGAACAAGGGCGCUGUGGGCGUGUCCUUCAUGUUCAAUGGCACCUCCUUUGGCUUUGUGAAUUGCCACCUCACCUCAGGGAAUGAGAAGACCACGCGGCGGAACCAGAAUUACCUGGACAUUCUGCGCCUGCUCUCACUGGGUGAUCGGCAGCUCAGUGCCUUCGACAUCUCUUUGCGGUUCACUCAUCUCUUCUGGUUUGGGGACCUUAAUUACCGCUUAGACAUGGAUAUCCAGGAGAUCCUGAACUACAUUAGUAGGAGAGAGUUUGAGCCCCUGCUCAGGGUGGACCAGCUCAACCUGGAGCGGGAGAAGCAUAAGGUCUUCCUUCGAUUCAGUGAGGAGGAGAUAUCCUUCCCACCCACCUACCGAUAUGAGCGGGGUUCCCGGGACACAUAUGCUUGGCACAAGCAGAAGCCAACUGGGGUCCGGACCAAUGUGCCUUCGUGGUGUGACCGGAUUCUGUGGAAAUCGUAUCCUGAAACCCACAUCAUCUGCAAUUCCUAUGGGUGCACUGAUGACAUUGUUAGCAGCGACCAUUCGCCUGUGUUUGGGACAUUUGAGGUUGGAGUUACUUCCCAGUUCAUCUCCAAGAAAGGGCUCUCUAAGACCUCAGACCAGGCCUACAUUGAGUUUGAGAGCAUCGAGGCCAUUGUGAAGACAGCCAGCCGCACCAAGUUCUUCAUUGAGUUCUAUUCUACCUGCUUGGAAGAGUACAAGAAGAGCUUCGAGAAUGAUGCUCAGAGCAGUGACAACAUCAAUUUCCUCAAAGUGCAGUGGUCCUCCCGUCAGCUGCCCACGCUCAAGCCAAUUCUGGCUGACAUCGAAUACCUGCAGGAUCAGCAUCUCCUGCUCACAGUCAAGUCCAUGGACGGCUAUGAAUCCUACGGGGAGUGCGUGGUCGCGCUCAAAUCCAUGAUUGGCAGCACGGCCCAGCAGUUCCUGACCUUCCUGUCUCACCGUGGCGAGGAGACGGGCAACAUCCGCGGCUCCAUGAAGGUGCGGGUGCCCACGGAGCGCCUGGGCACCCGUGAACGGCUCUAUGAAUGGAUCAGCAUUGAUAAAGAUGAGACAGGCGCCAAGAGCAAGGCUCCGUCAGUGUCCCGAGGCAGCCAGGAACACAGAUCGGGGAGCCGAAAGCCAGCUUCCACAGAGGCCCCCUGUCCACUGUCCAAGUUGUUUGAAGAGCCUGAAAAGCCACCACCGACUGGCAGGCCCCCAGCCCCGCCCCGAGCAGCCCCUAGGGAGGAGCCCGCGAACCCCAGGUUGAAACCAGACGGGACAGCGGAGCAGGAGGGAGUGGCGCCCCCUCCGCCCAAGAACAGCUUCAACAACCCUGCCUACUAUGUGCUUGAGGGCGUCCCGCAUCAGCUGCUGCCCCUGGAGCCGCCGUCGCUUGCCAGGGCCCCUGUCCCACCUGCCACCAAGAACAAAGUGGCCAUCACAGUGCCUGCCCCGCAGCUCGGGCGCCACCGGACCCCGCGAGCAGGAGAGGGAAGCUCGUCAGACGAGGACUCCGGGGGCACAUUGCCCCCGCCAGACUUCCCACCUCCACCACUGCCAGACUCGGCCAUCUUCCUGCCCCCUAGCCUGGAUCCUUUGUCAGUGCCAGCAGUCAGGGGACGAAGCGGGGCUGAGGCCCGGGGUCCACCCCCUCCCAAGGCCCACCCGAGGCCACCACUACCCCCAGGCGCCUCACCUGCUAGUACUUUUUUGGGGGAGGUUGCAAGUGGGGAUGACCGGUCUUGCUCGGUACUGCAGAUGGCCAGAACACUCAGUGAGGUGGAUUAUGCGCCUGGGCCUGGGCGCCCAGCCCUCCUCCCCAACCCCGCGGAAAUGCAGCCUCCCCGAGCGCCAUCGGAUUAUGGCAGGCCCCUCAGCUUCCCCCCACCCCGCAUCCGAGAGAGCAUCCAGGAAGACUUGGCGGAGGAGGCUCCGUGCCCGCAGGGCGGGCGGGCCGGCGGGCUGGGCGAGGCGGGCAUGGGCGCCUGGCUGCGGGCCAUUGGCUUGGAGCGCUAUGAGGAGGGCCUGCUGCACAACGGCUGGGACGACCUGGAGUUCCUCAGUGACAUCACCGAGGAAGACCUGGAGGAGGCCGGGGUGCAGGAUCCUGCUCACAAGCGCCUUCUUCUGGACACCCUGCAGCUCGGCAAGUGAUCGGGACACGGCGGCUGAGCUGCAGAGCAGGAAGGACUCGUGCAACCAGGGGGUUCAAAGUUCGGAGGGGUGUGGCAGCGCGCCCCUGGCUAUUUAUUGGGGUCAGCAGUCCCUACUACCCAGUUAUUUGGGACGUUCUAACUAGGACAUCGCGCUCUCCCCGCCUAGCUUUUAGGCCCAGGGUAGGGAGUUGGGUAGCCUGUGGCAAUCAGGCGCGGUGGUUACUGCGGAGACCUCCCAGCCGCGGGGUUGUCCGUGGGUACAUAGCUGGGCACAUCUGGUGCCCAGCUUCCACCGACGACGUUUCCACUUCCCUCCCUCGGGCCUGAACCACAGGGGGAGAGUUUCUCCUUGCAACUCCUACUCUGGGGACAUCCGUCCGUCCGGAAAUGAAGGAAGAGCCCGGGACCGGGCUGGGUUUAUUUAAGUUUUCUGUGUGGGUUUUGGGGAGGGAGGGCACACUAAUUUUAUUGGGGUGGGGCAGGACCUCGGCCGUCAAAUGCCAGUUUGCCUGGUUCCGGCUGUUCUCGGGUCCACAGCACCCUUCCCAGGGAAGGCCUGGCAGUGAGAGAGAGGGAGGUGGCCUCCGCCUCGCUGGGGGGGGGACAGGGCUUUUGAACACAGUGUAUCCCAUCGUGGGCGCUCGGAAAGGUUGCCGGCUUGAUGUCUUCAAUAAAUUAAGUUUUAUUUGGAUUGAGCAAAA
This is a messenger RNA of Meriones unguiculatus (Mongolian gerbil), 4829 nucleotides long. RefSeq names its product inositol polyphosphate phosphatase like 1 (gene Inppl1). Gene Ontology annotation, biological process: phosphatidylinositol dephosphorylation. The transcript is spliced from 29 exons. Bases 353 to 4126 code for a protein of 1257 amino acids. Gene Ontology annotation, molecular function: protein binding; phosphatase activity. The record is from RefSeq and is a predicted model, not a curated record. NCBI's taxonomy places the organism in Eukaryota, Metazoa, Chordata, Mammalia, Rodentia, Muridae.